Naegleria lovaniensis is the source of this 1710-nucleotide messenger RNA. RefSeq lists its product as uncharacterized. The record is from RefSeq and is a predicted model, not a curated record. The transcript has 5 exons. Gene Ontology annotation, cellular component: Cul4A-RING E3 ubiquitin ligase complex; membrane. Lineage: Eukaryota; Heterolobosea; Eutetramitea; Acrasida; Naegleriidae. Gene Ontology annotation, biological process: protein ubiquitination. The coding region runs from base 1 to 1710 and encodes 569 amino acids.
AUGGCACCACACAACUUGCUGGAAGCCUUUUCAUCCAAGUUAUCAUCACCGCAUUUUACCGACCCUAUAACGAUGAGAAGAAGGGAUGGAGUAAUUUCUCAAAGAUUUUUCGGAACACUCUUGUUGAUCUCGUGUGUUGUCUUGAUGAUGAUGUCAUUGGUAGCUCAUCAAGUGGAAGCUCUGGGUCCAGCUCCUCCUUUGGAGCAAAAAUUGAUAGAUGUCUUGGGAAAGAAUUGUACGGAAGAAACAUUGGAAAGAGAUUGUGGUGGUUUAAUGAAACUUGUGUGUGCCAUGGGAAAGUGUUCAUUGUGUAAUGAAACAACUCAAUGUAGCGCACAAGUAGAUACUGUUUAUAGCUGUAAAUUUACUGGUUUUUAUAUGAAUCAGACCAAUGGCUCUACGGGUGGUAUCUGUCAACACAAAGAUUUAUUGGAUUACUUUUCAUUGUUUGACCUAUUUUCAGUAUUGUCAAACUUUGUCGGCUCCGUGUUGAGUAGUGCUGGUGGUACAGGUGGAGGAGGAGUUUUCGUUCCAUUACUUCACGUUGUUGGACGUUUCAAUGCACAGCAAGCUGUUCCAUUGUCAAAGGUGAUGAUUUUCGGUGCUGCAAUUACAAAUGUUGCUACAUUGCUAGUGAGAAGACAUCCUUAUGCAAACAAGCCGCUGAUCGAUUUUGAUGUUGCGCUCAUGAUGGAACCUUCUACAUUACUAGGAACAAUUAUUGGAGUGUUUUUGAACAUUACUUGUCCUGAGUGGGUGAUUGUCAUGUCUGUAAUUAUUGUUCUGACCAUUACCACAGUUUUGUCGUUCUACAAGUUUUUCCAAAAAGCCAGAGUUGAUUUUGCAUUUUUGUUCAAACGAAAGAAAAAGGAAGAAUAUCAACCUUUGACUGCAGAGCAACCAACACAAGAUGCAUACGGGUCAGUCAACAAGGACGUCAAUGAGGAAUCAACAAUUGAACCCUCGAGCGUGACAGAUGCUACUCCCUCAAAAGAUUUGACCACACCUAGCUCUGAAACCAACGAUGCUGAAGAAAAGUUAAUUCCAAGUUGGGGUUGGCAAGUGAUCAAGCGAACACCAUUAGUCAAAAUUUUAGUGUUGGUGUUGUGCUGGGUGAUUAUUUUCACACUCAGUUUGUUGAGAGGAGGUGAAGGAGCACCAAGUAUUAUCGGAAUUGAAAUGUGUAGCGUCACCUAUUGGGUGCUUGUAGGAUUGAGCUUUCCAAUUGUCGGAGUUAUCAUGAUAAUCAUUGCAGUUUACUUGCUUAUUGACUACCGAAAAAAGGUCAAAAAUGGAUUCAAGUUUGUACAAGGAGAUGUCAAAUGGAACUGGAUUAACGUUACUCUCUAUCCAGGAGCAUGCUUACUUGCUGGUAUUCUCGCAAGUAGUGACCCAGCUGUUGGAGCUGCCACUGCUGCCUUUAUGAUUUUCUUUACAUCUUCAAUUUCUUCUGCUCAGUUCAUUAUUGUAGGAAGAAUUCCUCUUGAUUACGGUCUUUUGUAUGGCCUUACUGGUUUCCUUUCAGGAUUUGUUGGCUUCUUCUUUGUGACAUUUGUUGUUGAACGAUGGGGAAAGAGAUCAUUGAUUAUUCUGUGUGUUGCAAUUGUGCUACUUUCUGCCACGCUAUUGAUGGGUGGAGUGGGAAUAUAUGAUGUCGUUGUUGACAUGAAAACAGGAGUGUAUAUGGGUUUCCAUAAUUUAUGCGCUUAG